CUCCCCCUUUUUUUUGUCGGUUUUGGUUGGAAAGACAUGACUCGGAGUGUUUGGAGAAACACAGGUAGUUGGCCAAAGUCUUUCCACGCAUAGGCGAGUGGAAUUGUGCGUCGUGAGUGGAUUAUAAAGUGACGAUGAACAGAGCCAUGGAUGAGAGGAGAGAAUAUGAGGUGAGAGGGCAGUUUACAGACAAACAUGACUGCCAACAAGAGUUCGAAGGCUGUAUCUCGUGGAGGAGGGGGUAAAGCUCCCAGGGACGCCUCCGAGAGGUCUCAGUCUACAUCCCAGGGUCUCGCUCUCUCGGUCAGACAGGCGCAGGGCCAGCAAACUGUCCUCAGUGACAGUGAGAAGUCCGAGAAGCAGUGCAGGUACGUCAGGACUGACGGCAGGUUCUUGGUGCACGCUGGCUGGAACAGCAAUUCUACUUCCCUGGGUAGCGGUGCUUCUCUCACAUGUGACACAGACGGUGGCCGUCUCACAAAGUCCAAGAGCAUCGGUUGCCUGGACAACAAGCUCUCAAUCUAUAAGCCUCCACAUCAGACCCAAGUGUGCCAGGAAAACCCAGGAAUCCAACAGUCGAAGGAGAAACGACGGGAUCAUUCUCCAAGAGAUGGUCUUAAUGGUAGACCUCUGAGCUGGAGUACGCUCUCACUGGGACCUUCUUCUGAACAAAGACACAAGCGCACUCUCUCUCUCUCCCAUUCAGUAGCAGGUGUACCCUCCACCACAAUUCAAAAAAAGAUAUCAGAAUGGGAGUGCAGGAGGGUGUCUCUGCCUAGGAUGAGCUUGUGUAUAGAAAAACGACCAGGAGGAGAACGCAUAGGGGGUAGUGAGGGGUGCCCUAGCUUGCUCUCAUCUCCCUGUAGUGAGAAGGCAUUUGAUUUUAAAGGAGUUCGCAGGAUGAGCACAGCAUUCUCUGAGUGUUCCUACACAGAGACGGAGGAAGAUGAAGGUGUUGCAGAUAAAAAAGGCGUUGGUCGCUUCCAGAAACGAAUAGUCAAACAAGAAUCUUCAGGAACAUUCCUUCGCUCCCUGUCUGCUCGGAAGGAGACAUCAGCAGUCCUCAAUAGGAUACAAAAGAUAGAGCAAGCCCUAAAGGACAACCCCAGCCCACCCCCUCCUCGCUAUCUGAAUAACUGCUAUGCACCAGACAGGGCACGACAGAAGACUUUUGUCUUAGGUGAAGCAGAUGACUUGAACAGCACAUGCACCAGUAAGCGCAGCAGCAUUUGCUCAGUGGACACUGAGCCAGAUGCAGUUUUGGUGUCGGAUAAGCUGUCUAAACAAAGACAAAGGUUUAGUGUGAGCUCAGUAAUUUCCGAUAGUCCAGAGACACCCAGCGUACCACCUCCUACUGGCACACCAGUCAACCCCUUACCUAAACCCAAACGCACUUUUGAAUAUGACGCCAAUCAGAACCCGAAGUGUGUCUUGCCAACAAAUGGACUACCUCACAGCAGAACCUCUGAAUCUCCCCCACCUCUGCCCUCAACCCCGGCACCGAGCAUUAUGCGUACAGUGAAGACCGAGGGCAACACCCCAGCGAGGCUCCAGGAAAGAGAAUCGUGUGAGUCAGAGGAUGCUGUGAGCCUACCAUCUUCAUAUCCAUCCUCGCCCACAGAGAAUGGCACCACGACCACAGAGGCACAUAGUCGGCCCAGUUCCAAAAGCACUUUAGAAGAGAACGCCUAUGAGGACAUAGUAGAAAAAGAGAACCCCUAUGAGGAUGUUGACCUGAAGCGGAGAAGUUUGGGUCGGAAGUCUUGUCCGUUAAUGGAGAGCAACAGAUCCUGGACCACCCCAGACAGGAAGCUGAACUCUCCACCUCAGUUGCCUUCCAAACCUAGUAGCCAGUCCCUGCGCCUCUCUGGUACCAGUGAUCAAAAAAGCCACAGAGUGUCACAGCUGUCUAAACGCCACAGUCAUGAUGAGACGUUGCUUGGUGUGUCAGCUUCAUCUUGUGACCUGAUGGAGGAUACCCUUUGUGGCACGAGUGAUAGUUUGGCUUCACACAGGCACUGGAGGAUCCCCAAGCUGGUCCAGAGAAUCAACUCUAUUUACUGCUCUAAACGAGGGAAGAAGAGGCUGAAGAAGCUCACAUUGUCAAAUGUUGAGACGACAUCUGUGAGAGAUGACAACAGUGAGAGUGAGAGUGACUCUGAUGACAGGUUCAAAGCUCACACCCAGAGAUUGUUGAAACUGCAGUCCAUCCUCCGACGGGCCCCGAGUUACCGCACACUGGAGCUCCAGCUCAUUGAGUGGCAGGAGAGAGAACUCUUUGAGUAUUUUGUGGUUGUUUCUCUGAAAAAGAAACCCAGCAAAAACUCCUACACCCCAGAGGUCACCUAUCAGUUCCCAAAGCUAGAGAGGCCCACCAAACAGAUGAGGGAGGCAGAACAGAGACUCAAAGCCAUUCCUCAAUUCUGCUUUCCAGAUGCAAAAGACUGGAGUCCUGUGUCAGACUACACCAGCGAGACCUUCUCCUUCAUGCUGACCGGAGAGGACGGCAGCAGGAGGUUCGGGUACUGUAGACGCCUUCUGCCAAGUGGAAAAGGACCUCGCCUUCCGGAGGUGUACUGUGUCAUCAGCAGGCUGGGCUGUUUUGACUUGUUCUCCACGAUCCUGGAUGAGGUGGAGAGACGGAGAGGCAUCUCUGCAGCCCUGGUCUACCCCUUUAUGAGGAGUCUCAUGGAGUCGCCCUUUCCUGCACCGGGGAAAACCAUCAAAGUGAAAACUUUUCUGCCUGGAGCGGGAAAUGAGGUCAUCAAGCUGCAGCGACCCACUGACUCCAGACUCGAGCACGUAGACUUUGACAGUCUGUUCAGUUGUCUCAGUGUUCGGCAGGUUACACGUAUCUUUGCCUCCCUGCUGUUGGAGCGUAGAGUCAUCUUUGUGGCUGAUAAACUCAGUACCCUGUCCAGCUGUAUGCUUGCAGUGGUGGCGCUGCUCUAUCCUUUCUCUUGGCAACACACCUUCAUCCCUGUGUUGCCAGGGUCCAUGUUGGACAUUGUCUGCUGUCCCACACCCUUCCUGGUGGGGCUGUUGUCUAGUUCACUGCCUAAACUCAAAGAGCUGCCUGUGGAAGAGGCUUUAAUGGUUGACCUGGGAACUGAUCGCUUCAUCCGACAGAUGGAUGAUGAGGCCUCACUGUUGCCUCGGAAACUUCAGGCGGCUCUUGAGCAAGCGCUGGAGCAAAGGAAUGACAUCAUUAAUCAGGAUUCUGACAGCGAAUCAGACGAAGAGUACAACUCUUUGAACAGCUUGGUUUCAGAGGCUUUCAUCCGCUUCUUCUUGGAGACGAUUGGCCAUUACUCCCUGUUCAUCACUCAGAAUGAGCGCGGAGAGCGCAUUUUCCAAAGGGAGGCCUUCCGCAAGUCUGUGGCUUCGAAGAGUAUCCGACGCUUCCUGGGUGUUUUCAUGGAGUCUCAGAUGUUUGCAGGGUUCAUUCAAGACCGGGAGUUGAGGAAGACCCGGGCCAAAGGGCUGUUUGAGCAGAGGGUGGAUCAGUAUCUGGAGGAGCUGCCAGACACCGAACAGAGCGGAGUCAACAAGUUCCUUAAAGGCCUUGGAAGCAAAAUGAGGUUUCUUCACAAGAAGAACUGAGUGGAAUUUUGAUUCCUGUACUCAGUAAAAGCUGAGGACCUGAUGUCCCAUGUGUCUCUGCAUCAUGAUGAGCUUUGCUCCUUUCAGUCAGGUUUUUGUAUGAAUGUGUAAAUAUCUGAUUGUAAGGUGGCUGUAGUACUCUCCCAGGUAUGUCUAUAGUACCAUAUGAAAUAGUGUUAAGAGGGUGGGAGUGAGCCAUAGAGUAACCACUGAUGUUCAGGUGUGUGUGAAGAGUCUUAACAGAAUGUGUAUGAUUGUAUGUGACAGGAUGUGGGCAUAGAUGUACAGUUCUUUUUUUUUUUUUUUUUAAAGAUUUUACAUUAUUUUACAUCGUCUGUUUAAGGAGUUUGAAACCUACAAUGAAGAAGAUGAUUGUAAUUGUUCAUAGUCUUUUGCAAUCUUUUGUUAUGGAGUGCUAAUUAAAAAUGCUUCAAACAC
Thalassophryne amazonica is the source of this 4041-nucleotide messenger RNA. It is a transcript of the gene dennd2b, whose product is annotated as DENN domain containing 2B. Gene Ontology annotation, biological process: positive regulation of ERK1 and ERK2 cascade. The transcript has 20 exons. The record is from RefSeq and is a predicted model, not a curated record. NCBI's taxonomy places the organism in Eukaryota, Metazoa, Chordata, Actinopteri, Batrachoidiformes, Batrachoididae. The coding region runs from base 196 to 3603 and encodes 1135 amino acids.